Molecule: messenger RNA, 2548 nt
Organism: Trematomus bernacchii (emerald rockcod)
Lineage: Eukaryota; Metazoa; Chordata; Actinopteri; Perciformes; Nototheniidae
Gene: ism1
Product: isthmin 1
Exons: 6
Coding region: 748-2124 (458 amino acids)
Biological process (GO): negative regulation of angiogenesis
Source: RefSeq, a predicted model, not a curated record
GUGUGUUUUAGUAAGCCGUAGUUUGCUAUGGUUUGACUUUUUUCCUCCAACAGGACUCGUUAGAGACGCACGCCAGCCCGUGUCUUCAUUUAGGUUGGCUCCAUCCGCAGCAUAAUGGAUGAAUGCUGUUUUUGAAGAGGACAGAACUCCACCUAACUGGGAAGAUAUAUUUAACUACCUGCACUCUUUUCUCCAAAGGUAGUGUCGUCGAAUAACAUAGGACAGCGCACAAUGAGGACACAUCAAGAAAUGCGCAAAGUGGCUGGAGAGGAAGUGAGGAAAAGUGAAGUGUGAGGCUGAGAAUGUGGCGGGGACACCACGGGGCAACUGGGCUGCAAGUUUCCUGAGCUUUGGAGAUCUGACGAGGGAGAAACAAGAGGGGAACGUGUUAGUGCUGCGCGCAGGACCAGCCCUGCAGUACUCCUGGCAUAUCAGUGCAAUACCUUAUAUUUAGAUGAAAGUAUAGGAACAAUCAGUAAAAGAAGAUCAAUCUUGAUUCAAGACAAGUUUAAAAUCCAACUGGAUCCAAAUUAGUCUUCAUUAUACUACUUCCAGAAGUAUUCGACUGCCCCCUCCUCCGAACCUUUUCCCUUCAAUUUUGCAAUUCUGAUUCCCGAAGUGGCUCCGAAGUGGUGUUGCGGCUCCUCGUCCCCGGCGGAUCCGGAGAUUGGGGUCUCUGCACCGGGAGGAGGCGGAGUGGGAGCUCCGGCCACACCGCAGGCUCCUAAGAGCGGCCGCGUCAAAAGGAUGGUGCGUCUGGCGGCGGAACUGCUGCUCCUCCUGGGACUACUUCUCCUCACCUUGCACAUCACGGUACUGAGGAGCAGCCCGCUGCCACAGGGAAACGAGACUCUGAGCCUGGAUCAGGACACAGCACUUACAGAGCAGAACAAUAUAAAUGCAAAAAGCAGCUCUUCGGCCAAACUGGCUCCUGAAGACCGGAAGUCUGGAACAGAACACCGGUUGGCCCACCGGCCUGCCACCCUCCCCUGGGCACAGGGCACCAACGUGCACCGGGACAGCCCUGGAGCCUUCCUCCUAGACCUGCACAACUUCCCCGACCUCUCCAAAGCAGACAUCAAUGGCCAGAAUCCCAACAUACAGGUGACCAUUGAAGUGGUGGAUGCACUGGAGGGCCAUGAGCCAGAGAAAGGCCUCCGUAAGGAGAGCAAACCAAACUGGGCUUCUCCAAACUGGAGAAACUGGUGGCCUCGCUCUUCUUCACCCUCCUCCUCUUCCACCACCCAUCAGACGGAGGAGAAAGAUCUCACCUACGGGAGCAACCGUGAGGACAGCAACUUCCUCAGGCCGCCUGCAGACUGGGACAGGAGAGGAGGAGCCGGGGGUGGAAGCAAAGCUCAAACUGAAUAUGACUAUAUGGACGGAGAGGGGGACUGGAGUGACUGGACUGCCUGCAGCGUCACCUGUGGGAACGGCAACCAGAAGAGAACCAGGUCAUGUGGUUAUGCCUGCACAGCCACUGAGUCAAGAACUUGUGAUAUGCCCAACUGCCCAGGUAUUGAAGAUGCCUUCAAGACAGCAGCUACUGAAGUGAGCCUGUUAGCUGGAACCGAUGAGUUCAAUGCCACGGAGCUCUUUGGCGUUGACACAGACAGUUGCGAGCGAUGGAUGAACUGCAAGAGCGACUUCUUGAAGAAAUACAUGACCAAGGUGGCAAACGACCUUCCCAGCUGCCCUUGCUCUUACCCCACUGAGGUGGCGUACAGCACCGCCGCCGUACACGAUGUUCCCACGCAGCGAGAUUUCCGCUGGAAAGAUGCCAGCGGGCCAAAAGAGAAGCUGGAGAUCUACAAGCCCACGGCCCGUUACUGCAUCCGCUCCAUGCUAACACUGGAGUCCACCACGCUGGCAGCUCAGCACUGUUGCUACGACGACAACAUGAAGCUCAUCACUCGCGGCAAAGGAGCCGGCAGUCCCAACCUCAUCAGCACAGAGUUCUCAGCUGACCUGCAUUACAAGGUGGACAUCCUUCCCUGGAUCAUCUGCAAAGGAGACUGGAGCCGCUACAACCAAGCCAGGCCGCCAAACAACGGGCAGAAGUGUCCCGACAACCCUCAGGACGACGACUACUACAAACAGUUUGAAGAAGCAACGGAAUUCUAGCCGGCUGCGAAAAUGUUCAGCUAAACCUCAAUGGUACAGUUUUAGAUCCAAUAACACAAGAACUUUUAGGCUCUGAGGAACAAGACUUUUUUGAACAAAGAGGAAGGAAAAUCGUACAGUCAGAACACUUAUUCGCUCACAAAGAACUUUUCUUGACUUCACCAAAACCAGUCAGACGACGUUGCUCGUUUUAGUUUUUUUUACAAAAUAUGCCUCUGAAAAAAAGUAUUUGCGUCACCAAUAAUAACUCUCACAGAUCUGGUUAAUAAAGGGAGAACCAAGUUUGUAUUCUUAAAAAGGGAAAAUUAUUAUUCCAGGAAUGUUCGUUUAGAUUGUGUCCAUGUUCGUCUCCAUAGAUUGUUUAUGUUUGGUGAAUCUGAGAGGCCUGUGGUAAUAGAAUAAUGAGAUCCUUCAGGAAUGUGUU